GAUGAUGAAACAGUGCUUUCUCAGAUCGUCAGUGUAAGAAGAAUGGAAACUCAAAAUUCUGUCAGUUCAGCUCUUGAUAGCGGAGAGAGAACAAGAGAAAAUCACAAACCAGGAGGAUCAACAAUCUACAAGUUGGUUGGAAUCAGUUUCGGCCUGCUAUGUGUCAUACAAUCAUCACUCAAUGUCUAUAUGUGGCUACAAGUCGAUGAGAAUUCCAACAAAUCAAAAAACAGUUCAACUUGCAAUUUUACCUCAGUGUCAGCUGAUGACAUCAGAGGAGUGCUUUUAGAGAGAGACCAAAUUCUUCGAGAGAAAGAGCAGCUGAAUCAAUUUAUAGAUCAGCUGCUGCAGGAGAAAGACAAACUGCUUGAAGAGAACAGUCAACUGAAUCGGGAUAAAAAUCAGCUCAUUCAAGAGAAAGACAAGCUGCUUGAAGAGAAGGCUCAGCUGAAUCGAGAUAAAAAUCAGCUCAUUCAAGAGAAAGACAAACUGCUUGAAGAGAAGGCUCAGCUGAAUCGAGAUAAAAAUCAGCUCAUUCAAGAGAAAGACAAGCUGCUUGAAGAGAAGGCUCAGCUGAAUCGAGAUAAAAAUCAGCUCAUUCAAGAGAAAGACAAACUGCUUGAAGAGAAGGCUCAGCUGAAUCGAGAUAAAAAUCAGCUCAUUCAAGAGAAAGACAAACUGCUUGAAGAGAAGACUCAGCUGAAUCGAGAUAAAAAUCAGCUCAUUCAAGAGAAAGACAAACUGCUUGAAGAGAAGGCUCAGCUGAAUCGAGAUAAAAAUCAGCUCAUUCAAGAGAAAGACAGACUGCUUAAAGAGAACAGCAGACUGAAUCAAGCCCUACUAAACCUUCCAAGUUGUUCCCCGGAAUGGAAAAGAUUCAGGUCAAGCUGCUACCAAAUUUCCUCUUUUGAAUCCACCUGGGAGGAUGCCAAACAAAACUGUGAGAGGCAUGGAGCUCAUUUGGUGAUUAUCAGUGAUGAUGCAGAAAAGGAUUUUGUCGGUUCUUAUGGACAGGCUGUACAUUUUUGGAUAGGCUUGAAACAUCAGUGGAACUACAUGAGCAGUAUGUGGACAUUGAAAUGGGUGGAUGGAAGCCAACUGUGUUAUAACAACUUCAGAGAAACAUUCUCAUUCUCAUCCUCUACACCCUGGAAUUCCGCCUACACAUGUGCGUACCAAAGUGCAACUUGGUACAUUUGGUAUACUGCUGAAUGUAGCAAAAUCUACUACUGGAUGUGUGAGAAGGAGUUAAAAGUUCUAGCUUGA
Oreochromis aureus is the source of this 1266-nucleotide messenger RNA. Its product is annotated as C-type lectin domain family 4 member G-like. The coding region runs from base 43 to 1266 and encodes 407 amino acids. The transcript has 6 exons. The record is from RefSeq and is a predicted model, not a curated record. Lineage: Eukaryota; Metazoa; Chordata; Actinopteri; Cichliformes; Cichlidae.